AUGCUCUCCCAACAAGUUCAAACCCAAUGGACAGAAAAGAAUCGUCGUACACUCUGGUUCGUAAUGAACAAGACCAAAUCAAUGCUUAAAAUCGAUGUCAAGCCAACUAUUGCUCAAGCUUUCUACAUCUUACAAACAUACUUUAGGCAAACACCAGAAAACGAGAUCAAAAUUCUCUCGCUUGCUGCAGCUUCACUUGCUAUCUCUACAAAGCUCAAAGAGCACUACUUAUCCAUCCAAAACAUUUUACAGGCCUUAAUCAGAGUUUGCGCUUCUAUUCCUACAUCAGCCACAAGAUCUCUUAUCAACGGAUUCGAAUAUUCCUCUACAUUCUACCCAACAGAUGCCGAAGUUGAAAUUGUUAAGUCUGCUGAAAUCGAACUCAUGUCUGCUCUUAACUUCCAAUUUGAUAUCGAGCUCCCAUUCCAAUACCUCGACGAAUGGGAAGACGAGAUCAAGGAGCACAUCCCAGUUGAGAAGCAGCCAUCCUUCAUCCAGAAGUGCCAACUCGACGUUUGCCUUAUCCUCUGCAGCGAAUCCUGCGUUGAUGUCCCAGCUGAAGUUGCUGCCGCAGCUGCAAUUGACGAUGUCUUCGCUAAGGAGCUUCAAAAGGAUUCUACUUUCGACAAGAAGAUAUCCGCUAAGUACGGAAAUGGCGUUUACAACGUUGCUCUCGAAUGCAUCCACAAGGAAAGUGCACUUACAGCUCAGCGCGCUUGA
Trichomonas vaginalis G3 is the source of this 720-nucleotide messenger RNA. RefSeq names its product cyclin-like family. Bases 1 to 720 code for a protein of 239 amino acids. NCBI's taxonomy places the organism in Eukaryota, Parabasalia, Trichomonadida, Trichomonadidae. The record is from RefSeq and is a predicted model, not a curated record. The transcript has a single exon.